Messenger RNA from Strongyloides ratti, 3885 nucleotides. RefSeq names its product Ankyrin repeat and Ankyrin repeat-containing domain-containing protein. The coding region runs from base 1 to 3885 and encodes 1294 amino acids. NCBI's taxonomy places the organism in Eukaryota, Metazoa, Nematoda, Chromadorea, Rhabditida, Strongyloididae. The transcript is spliced from 5 exons. Gene Ontology annotation, cellular component: cytoplasm; cytoskeleton. Gene Ontology annotation, molecular function: protein binding. The record is from RefSeq and is a predicted model, not a curated record. Gene Ontology annotation, biological process: negative regulation of actin filament polymerization.
AUGCCUGAAAAUAAAAAUGGCUGUAGUUGUUGUCCCUAUGGGUAUCAUAUUGAUCUGGAUUUUGUAGAUUUUAUUGAAUGUGUUAAUAAAGGAAUCAAAUCAAAGGAAAAUGAUAAUAUUAAUUUUGAAAAACAACAUUCUGAUAAAAUAAUAGAAGAUGAUUCAGAAAAAGUUUAUUCAGAUGUUUCUUCAAAAUAUACUAAUAAUGAUCAAGUUUAUGCAACUCCAUAUGUUAAUAGAAAUAACUAUAAUUCAAUGCCUCGGCCAAAUAAUUUAAGUAUUUCACCAAACAGUAGAUCAUUAGAAGAUAUAAGUAAAAAUUCUUCAUUUAUAACAUAUUCAACAAGAAAUCAUAUUUUAAUAUCACCAACAUUAAAAAUUAAUGAAUAUGUAUAUUCACCAACAUUAAAUUCAAAAUGUAAUACUCUUACAAGAAAUGGAUCAUCAAAUACAUAUUUAUCACCUGGAUAUGGUUUUAGAUCAGCUACAACAACACCAACAAAACAUUAUUAUAAUAAUACUAUUAAUGGAAAUGGUUAUCAUAGUGAUUAUGGUGAAAGAUAUAACUAUUCAAUGACAACAAAAAAUGAUAUUUCAAAUCAUCAUAGAUCUACAAUAAGAAGCCCUAGCAGAUUUAAUACUUCAGGUUAUGAGUCAACAAAAGAAUUAUCAUCAUCAACCUCAAAACCAGAAUAUUUUACUGCUGUCGCUCAAACAAUGUCUCAAAUAAGAUCAAAAUCAAAUCCAGGUACAAAUAGAAAUGUUAAAAAAAAUUUAAAUACAUAUGAUAUGAAAAAAGUUUAUGCUUCAAAACCACCAUUACCACCAUCAACGGGAAGAACACCAUUAACAUCAUUAUUUUUUGAUACAAAUGUAUCAAAAAGAGUUCCAAGUAGAUCAACAACACCAAAUAAUCAAUACCCAUAUAGAAAUGAAGUUAUUAUAACACCUCUUCAAAAAGCAUCAUCAACUGUUUUUGAGAAUGAUCAUUAUUUUCCUGCGUCAUCUCAUUUAACAACAGAAAAAGAUGUUAAUUCAAACAUUCGGAGCUAUACAUCAAAUAAUGGUUCGCAAAUACAGACAAAUCAUUCACUCAUAUCUACUCCCACUCAAUUACAAUCUUAUGUUGGCUCCAAAUCAUUUACAGGCACAUCACUUAUUGAUGAUGAUGUCUUUGCUUCUUUAAGAAGAGAAAAAAAAACUAUUCCAUCAACAGUAUUGAGAAAUACUUCAUCUCAAUUAACAGAUAAUUUUCAUGAUAAUUAUAUAUCAUUAAAAAAAAAUAAUUUGAACAAUAAUGUAAUAUCACCAACAAUCCUUUCACCAACAUUUAAAACAUAUAAAAAUAAUGAUCAAAAAAUUAUGGAAAAAAAUAUUGAAAAUAAAUAUUAUAAUGUUAGAACAAAAAUUAUAAAUGACAAUGAUCAAAUAUAUAAUGAUUUCUUGCCAAUUGAAAAAAGUUAUGAAUAUGAUUAUAGUAAAAAUAUUGAAAAUACUGGUUAUAUUGAGGAAGAUUUAUUUUAUAAUGACAAAAAGAAAAAUAUUUAUAGGGAGAUAAGAAAUGAGGAAAACAUUGAUAAAUUAAUACAAAAUAGUAGAAAUAAGGUUAUUGAUAAAAAAGAUGUUGCAAUUAUGGUUGAGGAUCAUUUAUUUGACAAUGAAAAAAGUACUAUUGAAAGUAAAGAAAUAGGCACUUCCCCAAUUAAUGAAAUUUUAUUAAAUAUUAAAAAUGAAAUAAUUAAUGAAUAUAAUACUUUAAAUAAAUCUAAAUUCAAAGAAAUUCAAAUUCAGACAGAAACAGAAACUGAAAAUGAAAAAGUUGAUGUACAAAUACAGACAGAAGAUAUAAAAAAAAAGACAAAUGAUGUUAGUUGUGGUAUUAAUGUAGAAGAUGAAGGAUAUAUUAUUAUUAAAAAAUCACAAUUAGAUAUUCUUGAAUCUAGAAGUUCUAGAUUAGAAAAUUUAGAAAAAGAAAUUGCUGAAGCAACAAUGAGAAAAGCUGAAUUAGAAGCUAAACAGGAUGCUGAAGAUGCUAAAAUGAAAAUUAUUGAGAUGGCAGCAAGAGAGGAAGCUGAAAUAGCUAUGAAAAAUGCUAUUGAAGCAAUCAAAAUGAAAGAUGUUACAGAGGUUAUGAAAACAGUUGAUGAAUAUAUGGAAAAUGAAGAAGAAGAUGUUGAAAUUGUUUCAUUAACACAUGAUGAUGAUGAUGAUGGAGAUUUAUCAUAUAUUAAUCCAACUCCUGAUUAUAGUAUCAGUAUUAAUGGUCUUUCAAGUGAUUCUAGUGAUAAUGAUUCUGAUUCAGAAUCAAUAACAUUUAAAAAAAAUUGUAAAAAUGAUGAAUAUUUUUAUGAUAAAAGCAAUGACAGUGAUAUUAAAGAUGUUGAAUUAAUUGAAUUUGAAAAGGAAGAAUUUAAUGCAAUGAUGGAAGAAAAUAAUAGUGAUAAUAAAAGAGAAGAAAAUAAUAAUUUAACAGUUAAUACAUUAGAUGAGGAUGAUGAUGAUAAAAAAAUGGAAAAACCUUUACCAAAAUUAUUAAGUCCUGAAAAAACUGAAUCAUUAAAAAAAUUAUUAACUGAUACAUCUGUUAAUUCAUUUCAUCGUGGUGAUACACAUCGUAGUUUUCGUUUAACAAAAUCUAAUGCUAAUGAUUUAUCUAUUAUUGCUGAGAAACAUACAAAUGAAUCUGGUGAUGCUGUACCUCCAACAAGUGCUGUUCAUGAUCCAAGAGCUGUAUUAGCUGGUAAAGUUGAUCUUAAAAAAGAUGCAAGUUUAGGUGUCAAUUCAUAUAUUAAUGGUUUAACACCAAUACCAAUAAAUUUUCCUAAAUUAAUACCAAGACCUAAAAUAAAUAAAAUAAAUUUAAAUCCAGAUAAAGCUGAAAAUAAAGAAGAGGAGGAAGAGGCAACAGAUCGUGUUAUGCCUUUACCAUCAGAAAUGAGAAAAUUUGGAUAUUUCAAAGAUCGCAAUGUAUAUAAUGAUAGAAGAUAUCGUUAUUUAUCAUCUAAAAAAAAUCAACAAAAAGGAAUGGAAGAUGAAGAUGAUGGUUCACAAUCUUCUGACACUUCAGAAGAUUCAAGCCCUGAUGAAACACCAGAUUCUGCACAAGUAGAAAAAAUUAAAUAUGAAGUUAAAGUUCCAUUACAAGAAGCAUUAAGAUUAAUGUUAAAAUUUGUUGAAAAUCCUGGAAAUAUUACACCAAGUGUUGCUGAUUGGGCAAUUAAAUAUGUUAAACAUGAGUGGAUGAGAUUAACUACAAAAGAGGAUACUGAUAUUGAUGCAAUAGCAACAUUAUUAGAAUAUAUUCGUGAUGUAUCUGUUGAUUUAUUAAAAGCUGUUGUUAAUUUAUGUGAUCAAAAUGAUAAUACAGCAUUACAUUUUGCUAUAGCAAAUUCUAAAUUUGACGUUGUUAGUGUUUUAUUAGAUUCUCAUGUUUGUGAAAUGGAUAAACCUAAUAAAGCUGGUUAUAGUGCUAUAAUGAUUGGUGCAACAACACCAACAAAAGAUGAAGCACAUGCAUCUAUUAUUGAUAGAUUAUUUAGAUCAGGGAAUGUAAAUGCUCGUUCAUUGUCACAUGGUCAAACAGCUUUAAUGUUAGCUGCCUCAUGUAAUAAUGAAUCAGCUGUAAAAGGUCUUCUUGAUUUAGGUGCUGAUGUAAAUAUACAAGAUUUUGAGGGUUCAACAGCAUUAAUGGUUAUUGCUGAACAUGGUCAUGUUGAAUUAGCCAAAUUACUUCUUGAUCAUCCAGAUAUUGAUACAUCUAUUACAGAUUGUGAUGAACAAACAGCAUUAUCAAUUGCCGUUGGAAAUAAAUAUCAUUCAAUUGCUGCUUUGAUAUACGCUUACAAUAAUCAUACGCUUAAAAAAAAGGAAUCCUCAAUUCAAUAA